AUGGAUUUUUGUGGCUUCUUCCCUACUGGAGAGUACUUCAUGGUUGUCAUAGAUGACUAUACUCGUUAUCCUGUCGUCGAGAAAUUAAUGAACAUUAAGGCAGAUACAGUGACUGCCAGGCAUGAAAAUAUUUUUGGCGUAUUUGGAACAACCAGUGUUAUUAAAACAGACAAUGGCGCUUCAUUUAAUGGUCAUCGAAAAAUCACGCCACUUCACCCCAUGUCAAAUGCUACUGCUGAAGCUUUUAUGAAGCCUCUUGUGAAGGCGAUUAAAACCUCGAAUGCUCAAAGUCAAGAGUUGAAGUCGGAUAUUAGCAAAUUUCUUUUGAAUUAUCGUAGUAAGUCGCACCCCAGCACAGUUGUCUCCCCAGGAGAACUCAUGCUCAACAGAAAAAUGAAAACAACAUUGCCCCAGAUUAUUACAAAGUCAAGGGAUACAAGAGUCAGGAAAAGAGAUACCAAGGCAAAGGCUAAGAAUAAAUGGUAUGCAGACAGUCGCAGAAGAGCUUAUCCAUGUAGGUUUAAACCAGGUGACCAAGUACUAAUAAAACAGAGAAUCCACAACAAGUUGGAUAUGCCUUUUUGUCCUAUUCCGGGAACAGUGGUAUCAAAAAAGGGUUCAAGUACCCAUGAAGGAAAGACAUUCAUCAAGAAAAUAGACGGUGUCUAG
Messenger RNA from Macrobrachium nipponense, 669 nucleotides. RefSeq lists its product as uncharacterized. Gene Ontology annotation, biological process: DNA integration. The transcript has a single exon. Gene Ontology annotation, molecular function: nucleic acid binding. NCBI's taxonomy places the organism in Eukaryota, Metazoa, Arthropoda, Malacostraca, Decapoda, Palaemonidae. The coding region runs from base 1 to 669 and encodes 222 amino acids. The record is from RefSeq and is a predicted model, not a curated record.